GUCAGCACGUCAACCAACACGAAGGCAGUUUCUGUUGGCGACGGUGUGGGCUGUGUUUCUCGGAAGCGGUGCUGCGCUGUUGUGUGUGUUGUCGGUCUCACAUUCUUGGUGAAAAGUGUGCCCGCGAUAGUAACAAGUGCUGCACACAAGCAACGCGCGGAUCGGUACCGGAUAAUUAAAAGAACAUCCCCUCCAACCACGGCAGUCAGUUGAAUCUCAUCACAACGUGUAUCUCAAUUUCGUCGUCUUUAAAAAGCAAUCUCGUCACACGGACGUGCGUGUGUGUGUGUUUGUAUGUGUAGUGCUGUUGUUUAUGUGUGUAAUAUACGAUUCUUUGUACAGUGCACCGUCCAAAUUCGUACGAAUACAGUGUAAGCAUAACACGGAAAUUCCUCAUUUAGCUCCAUACGGUCUCAAACGAAACGUUAUUAAAAUCGCGCUUUAUUACAAGAGUUAUCGUGUGUGUGGGGCGAGGAAGGAUGCAGUUACGUUUUUUGUGUGUACUGAUUCAACAGUAAUCUCAAUCUGUGAUCUGCACCGUAGCGCAUUAUCACUCAACUACUCUCUGUUAGCCGUGUGUUGCACACCUGAGCAGCAGCAAAGGCAAGGAUGCAGUGGUGAUAAACGAAGCAGGCCAGGGCCAGAGUCCGUAUGUGUGUGUGUGUGUGUGUUUGUGUCUGUGUGCUGAGGGUGUAGUAUAGUGCAUUCGCGGGGAUCUCGUCUACCACCCUACGCUACGCGCGAGAGAUUACAUCAUCCGCACAGCGUGUUGUUGUACACAAACUCUCGCUCCGUGUGUGUAUACUCUCUCUCUGUCACACACUCUCAGUGUUGUACAUUUCGCGUACACGCACCGCGACGCCACGACGCGGCGCUCUAGUUAUCUCUAGCAGACCGAGGAGUCUGCGUUCGGUUUCUGGUUGGACCAUUCGGUACCGAGCCGCCGCACCGUUUGUGCCACAAGAGCAUAUUUUAUCCAUUGUGCAAAUAUCAUUCGAAAGGUGAAGUAGUGUGCUGCCAGCCCCGUUGUGUGUGUCUGUGUGUCUGCCAGCAUCGUCAGGCGUGUUUUUGACCGUGUCAGCUUGCCCCCUUACGACCGCGUGUCACCGUGCUUUCCUGGCAUUGCGUGUGUGUGUGUGUUUGUGGAUUGUUUUGUGCGUGUGUGCUAAAUGAAAGUGAACGAAAUUGUCUCGUGUAAUGUACGUCCCAGUACACUGGUAAUAAAGAGAUAGAGUGAAAAGAGAAAGAAAGAAAGAGGAGGUGGGGCAAAGGUUGUCGUCCAAAAAGUAGAGCAAAAGUGCGAUCAAUAAAUAUCGUUAUCGUAUCCAGUGAAUCGUGAUAUAUUCAACCGCACAUACUCACCUACACACAUAUAAACACGAAAGUACGUGCGCAUCAACGCUGCAUUGCCGUACGGUCCCGGCAGCAACAGCAGCAGCAGCAGCAGCAGCAUCCCUUUCUCACUGUUCUUCCUCCGGAAGUGAAUUUGUUGCCGAAUUAAACCGACACUGUCCACCGACCGCUCGUCCCCAUCGUGCCCUCGUUCCUGCUUGUACCAGUGCACGGACACGAUGAGUGCCAGCAGCAGCCACGGACCGUCCGCUUCCGUCAGUGCCGUGUCCACGCCGAUCAAUGCCGGCACGCGGCCAGAUUCGGCGCCCGCCUUCGGCAGCUCGCACCAGGCGUCCACACCGCCCAACUCGGGUGGCAAAUUUCUCGACGUCAAGACGGAGGAGAAGAAAAACCGCCGAACGUCACUGCAGAUGCUUCUGCCCAAGCUUCCAUCGAACGACAGUGCCGGUCCCAGCCCGGGACCGUCCUCGCCAGGAAUCACGGGAUGGAACGACAACAGCCCCAAGAUCGAGUCCGGCUUCCCAGACAAGAACGAUUCCGCCAAACUCAAUCGGAAGGAGUCGUACAAAGCACAGCGAAAGAACUAUCGGCGCGAGAAGAAGCGGGUGGCAUCGGAGCUACUUAACUCACUGCAGGACCCGGCCGUCAUCGUGCUGGCCGACUGGUUGAAGAUUCGAGGGACGCUGAAGUCAUGGACCAAGCUGUGGUGCGUGCUCAAGCCGGGCCUGCUGUUCAUCUACAAGAGCCCGAAAACGAAGAGCAGCCACUGGGUCGGUACGGUACUGCUCACGUCCUGCCAGGUGAUCGAGCGGCCGAGCAAAAAGGAUGGCUUCUGCUUCAAGCUGUUCCACCCGCUCGAUCAGACGAUUUGGGCCCCGCGCGGCCCGGACAAGGAAACGAUGGGCGCGGUGGUGCAGCCCCUGCCCACCUCGUACCUGAUCUUUCGGGCCCCGAGCCAGGCGGCGGGUAAAUGCUGGAUGGACGCGCUGGAGCUGUCGCUGCGCUGUUCGGCCCUGCUGGUGCGUUCCGUGCUAAACAUUGACACCAAUCUGAGCGAGGGAGCAACCAGCACCACGCACGAAACGCAAUGGUCGGAGGCGGAUUACGAGAAACACUUCGAUGAGCAUGCACCUCGCCUGAAGGAACAUUUAAACUAUCUGCUCAAGUAUCUUCCUCCAUCUCCGCCGGAGAAGAAAAACCUGCGCGUAGAACCGAUAGAAAAGUCCCUGCCCCGUAGUGCCUGUCCCUCGCCGACACCGAUCUUUCAGCAGCUCUACCUGGCGGUGGCCCACUGGGAGCGUUAUCUGCGCGAUUCGCCGGACUUUUUCCGCUGCCGGUCGGUGGACGUUGGCGGGCCGUUGCGGCGCCGAAUGCCCUCGUCCUCCGGCACGGUUUCACCGGCCGGCGCCGACGGGGACGAGGAGGAGGACGAGGAAGUGUUCCGGUGCGGCGGCCGGGACGAUGGGACGAUGCUGAUGGCGGGCGGCCGGCGGCGCAACUCGUACCAGGUCGGCACUGCGGCGGAAACCGGCGACACCUGCAAGCUGAUGGCGGUUAACGGGUCGGAGAAGCUGCGGCGCCGCAGCUCGCCAGCAGACUUUUCGCAAGGUCACCAUGGCAUCACUAUACGCAUCUCUGAUGAUCAAUAUUUGGACAUCGACAGCCAGCUGGAUCAGGGCACGAUGGUGUCGGCGGGCGAGUCAGAUUCUGAGUCAGACCUGGGCGAAGGAAUGGAUGUGGAGGAAUUUCCCGAAACACCGUAUGUUCACUCACCGGAGGAGGAAUUUGGCGCGGCUGGCGAGCAGGUGGAAGAGCUACCGGAGGAGCAUAAAAGUUUAAUCUGGUUCCUGGUGAAGCAGGUCCGCCCAGGGAUGGAUCUCAGCAAGGUAGUGCUACCAACGUUCAUACUGGAACCGCGCUCGUUUCUGGACAAACUGGCCGACUCAUACUACCAUGCCGACAUACUGUCGAAGGCUGUGCUGGAAGACGAUCCGUUUACGCGCAUGAAAACCGUCGUCCAGUGGUAUCUGUCUGGGUUUUACAAAAAGCCCAAGGGCUUGAAAAAGCCGUACAAUCCUAUCCUGGGCGAAACGUUCCGAUGUUACUGGCAGCAUGAGAACGGGAGUAGAACGUUCUACAUCGCCGAACAGGUGUCCCACCAUCCGCCGGUGUCCGUGUUCUACGUGACCAACCGGCAGGACGGAUUUUGCAUUAGCUGUAGCAUUCUGGCGAAGUCGAAAUUCUACGGCAACAGCACAUCGGCCAUCCUGGAGGGUGUGGCGACGCUGACGCUGCUGCCGCGCGGCGAAAGCUACACGCUGGCCGUACCGUACGCGCACUGCAAGGGCAUCCUAAUGGGGACGCUGUCGAUGGAGCUGGGUGGUAAAGUUUCGAUCGAAUGCGAAAACACGGGCUACAAGACGGAGCUAGAGUUUAAGCUGAAACCGUUCCUGGGAGGUAACGAAUACACGAAUCUGGUCGUAGGUAAGCUGAAGCUGGGCAAGGAAACGAUGGCCACCAUCAACGGGCACUGGGAUAGCGAGAUACGGAUAAAGGACUCGCGCACCAACGAAGAGACGGUGCUUUUCAAUCCCACGCCGGACAUACGAAACCGGCGGCUGAAGCGCUUUACCGUGCCGAUGGAAUCGCAGGGCAUGAACGAGUCGGAACGGCUCUGGCAGCACGUCUCGGCGGCCAUCCAUCGCGAUGAUCAGGUGGGCGCGACGGAGGAAAAGACGGCCCUGGAGGAGGCGCAGCGCAUCUCGGCCAAGGAGCGGAAGGCAACCUGCACUGAGUGGGUGCCGCUGCUGUUUCAGCAGGACUUUGUCACCGGCCAGUGGCACUACAAGUUUGCGGAUCUGCGGCCCUGGGAUCCGCGGAACGAUCUGCGGCAGUACGAGAGUAACUAUCGCAUUCAAACGAAGACGCGGCAUCAAGCCCCGAUGGUGCGUACAGCUUCGGUCGUCAGCACGGAUCCGCUCAACAUACUGCAGGUGGAUUCGCGUGGUUCGCUGCGCAAAAAUCGCUCGGGCGUGAUGAAAUCCAGGAAGAUAUCUUCCAACACAUCGACGCCGGAUCUGAACGAUCCCAACUCGGACUCUAGUCAUUCGAACGACCAUGACACCGUACUAUCAAGCACAAGAAUCAUGCAAACGCUCGAUGAUAUCAAUAAAAAGCUGGAGGAGCACUCCAAAAAGCUCGUCAAGCUGCAGCUGGACAUGGACAAGAUACACUGGGCGCCGCCUCGAAGGCAGCAGAUCAAUGCUGACGGUCCGUUGGCAUUCCUUUCGUCGAUUAACGUUAAGACGUUGGUGUUGAUCGUUGUUGGACUGUUGGUACAGCUGUUACUUUCAUGGUUUCUUAUCAAGCGUUCACUUACCACGGUGACCACUUCGGAUGCCAGGGAAGGUGGUGACGGUGAUGGUGGGGAAAGUGCAGGAAAUAAUUCAAAUUAAGCACGUUAGGUGGCUUCACAGCAAUCAUAUGCAAGGUACACGUUAGAUAACGCUAUUUGAUACUCUUUUAUAUACAUUUAUCGAUCAAUCGACCGACGGAAAACCGCUUUGCGAUGCAGCAGUAUAAAUUUCCCUAUACCGAUAUACUACUAGGCGCCUCCAUUUACUGCAGAAUAUAGCCAAAAGAAGAAAAAAAAACUUUAUAUCUUUGUUACAGAUUUAGAUAAAAACUUGAAUAUUUAACACAAGCUUGAACAAAACAAAAAAACAUGGACACUUUUGUACAAUCUCUACAGAAACUCGUAACGGAACGGCUGAAAGCUCGCAGUUGAGCUUUCGCCAGACACAUCCUCUCCGGAAAGGUUUUCCCAUUUUGCCGAUGGCUUCUCUGCUCGACGGUAACAUUCCAUUAUGCUUUGUUUGCCGCCGGCGGCUAGCGAAGACACAGUUGCCGUGCGGCAGAGCCCUCUGGUGAGAUUUUUGUGCUUCUAUCAGUCAUGCGUACAUUAGAAUAAGCCAAGACACACAGAGUGUUGUGUUUCACAAAAUAAAAACAAAUAAAUAUGGUUUUCGGGUUGACGAUGCAUUGUUAAGAGCUUCAUACACAUAAUCUACAAAAGUGAAGAUAACAAAACAAAGCAAAAAAAAAAAUUUAAUGACGAAUGGUUUCUAGAAACGUUGUAAUCUCGAAUCACAGUAUACACACGUACUGCUAGUAGUCGUUGAUUUAGAGUGUUAGACGCCAAACGUUGAUUUAGCAAAUGCAAGGCGGAUGAUCAAUUAUUAUCGUGUUUGUAAACAGUCGGGUGGAGGAGGACUUUUAGAUUAAAACACCCUCUCAUUUGCUUUCGCCUCAACGCUGCGUAUCACGUAUCUCCCUUUUGAAGUCAUUGUUUCGCUAUUCCGCUCUCGCCAAAGCCACGCUUUGCGCUUAGCAGGGCGUUGUGCAGUAUACUUAUAUUAAUAAUUUUGCCCGUAGUUUUUAAUGGUGUUACAAUUGCAAUAAUGAACGAAAUGGUAUUAGAUUAAACAAGUGGUGUACUGACAGCACACAGGUCUGUCUCAGGCUGGGAAUGAAAGUGAUCCAUACCAUCGCUGGCAUAAUCAUCUUGUUAUUAACUGGAAUAAAUUUUGACGAGUGGCAAUCUCUGGCAAUGAA
Anopheles merus is the source of this 5967-nucleotide messenger RNA. RefSeq names its product oxysterol-binding protein-related protein 8 (gene Orp8). NCBI's taxonomy places the organism in Eukaryota, Metazoa, Arthropoda, Insecta, Diptera, Culicidae. The transcript has 10 exons. The record is from RefSeq and is a predicted model, not a curated record. The coding region runs from base 1572 to 4808 and encodes 1078 amino acids. Gene Ontology annotation, cellular component: cytosol; membrane; intracellular membrane-bounded organelle. Gene Ontology annotation, molecular function: cholesterol binding.